AUGGUGAACGGUCCAGCAACAAUAAUAGGCAAGGGAAUGGGAAAAAGGGAAAGUUCACUGGCAAGACCGAACAAGCUCCCCAGGAGAAUUCUGCCAAGUGUUUAUAUGGCUACUCAGUCAUUAGUCGCGUACAAGAAGCCCGCACCCAUGAAAAAAGAUGUCAGCAAGAGAGAUAUGACCAAGUUUUGUCAAUUUCAUGGGGAUUACGGUCACGACACCAAUGAAUGCAACAAUAUGAAGUGGGAAAUUGAAUUCCUGAUAAGGAAAAAUAAUCUGCACGUACUGAAGUAUGUCAACACCGAUCAAAAUCAACGGGGCGAUAACAACCAAGACUUGCUACCACCACUAGUAAAUGGACAUUUGCAAGUCAUUAUUGGAGGCCCGCACAUAACUCGAGAUUCAGGCAAAGCCAGGGAGAGGUAUGCCCGUACAGUACAACAUGAGCAAGAAGAAGUAGUCCUAGCCGUAGAAGAGAGGAAGCUGAAGAUCCCACGGGCAGGGGAACCCACCAUAACAUUUAAUGAUGAAGAUGCUGUCAAGAUCAGACUUUUGCACAACGACCCGUUGGUUGUGGAAGUCCAAAUAGGCAACAAGAUGGUGGCCAGAACCAUGAUAGAUAAUGGAGCCUCUUCCAACAUCUUAUUCAAGACCACAUUUGAAAAGAUGGGGCUCCAACUCAAAGAUCUAACCCCCUGUCUUCUGUUGGGUUUUGUGCCCUAA
Molecule: messenger RNA, 720 nt
Organism: Cannabis sativa
Lineage: Eukaryota; Viridiplantae; Streptophyta; Magnoliopsida; Rosales; Cannabaceae
Exons: 1
Coding region: 1-720 (239 amino acids)
Source: RefSeq, a predicted model, not a curated record